AGGGGUAGAAAGAGGUGGUGGCGCCUCACACUUACCCUACCGCAAACAUGACUGGUGUGCUGGUGAAGACCUGCCUGCUGGGGGCCCUCGCCCUUACCCUCCUCCAAACAGCGGAGGCUCAGUGCCCGGAGGUGGUCAUCACCAACGAGUGGGACGGCAACUACCAGGCGGACUUCAUCGUGGAAGCUCCUGCAGACAGCAACGGCAUCAGUCUGGACCUAACCUUUAGCUCCCCCGUGGACAGCAUUGAAUUCUGGGCUGGCUCGGUGACCAAGACAGACGACACACACUUCACCCUCGUUGACUCCAAGACCGACGUGCACGAGGGAGAUCAGAUCAAAUUUUCCUUCCAGGUCCACUUCUCUGCCUCCAAGCCUUACGUCAUCACCGAGGUGCUAAACGGCUUGGAAAUAUGCGACACGAUCUACACUACGCCUGCGCCUCCGUCAACACCCGAGCCCCUGGCCAACCCUUGUGACGCCACCGAUAUGAAGCCUUAUGACUACAGCCAGGUACUGUGUAUGUCGUACGUGUUCUACGAGGCCCAGCGAUCAGGUCCUCUGCCCGCGGAUCAACGUGUCACUUGGCGAGGCGACUCUGCCCUCGACGACGGCUCUGAUGUGGGUCAUGACCUAACUGGCGGCUAUUAUGAUGCUGGCGACUUCGUCAAGUUUGGGUUCCCGAUGGCUUACACCGCCACUGUGUUGGGCUGGGGUCUCAUAGACUUCGCUGAGGGCCACGAAGCUGCUGGUCAGCUGGAGUACGGUCAGGCGGCACUUAAAUGGGCCACCGACUACUUCCUCAAGGCUAACACCGGCAAGAACGAGUUCUACGGACAGGUUGGCUCCGGUCAGAAGGACCAUGCCUAUUGGGGACGACCUGAGGACAUGGACAUGGAACGACCAGCCUGGAAGAUCGACGAAGCUGCCCCAGGAACGGAGUUGGCCGCUGAGACAGCUGCUGCCCUCGCCGCUGCUGCCAUGGUCUUCAAGGAGAACGACCCAGAUUACUCGGCGGAGGUGUUGGACGUAGCCAAGGAACUCUACGAUUUUGCUGACAAAUUCCGCUUGACCUACGACAAGUCCAUCCCUGACGCCAGCGCCUACUACCAUUCAUGGAGUGGGUUCGGAGACGAGCUGUGUUGGGCGGCGCUGUGGCUGGCACGAGCGACUGGCGAAGACACCUACCUUACCCGCGCCAGGGGUCAUUGGGAGGAAUUCCAUCUGGGCAAGGAUGCUGUCCUCCAGUUCUCCUGGGAUGAUAAGAGAGCCGGAGUGUUCGAGCUGUUUUGGCUACUGGACGGGUCUCAGGAGUACCUGGACGCCCUCAACAAGUACCUGGACUGGCUGAAGGACGGCGCCACCUACACCCCUGAGGGCCUCGUCUUCCUGGACAGUUGGGGCGCCAAUCGUCACGCUGCCAACGUUGCCUUUAUCUCUCUCUGGGCGGCCAAGAACGGAAUCAACACGGAGGCCAACAGAGAGUGGGCAGCUGGCCAGGUUGACCAGCUCCUGGGGGCCAACUCCCGUCUCAAGAUGUCUUUCGUGGUGGGUUAUGGCGACAAGUACCCCGAGAGGCCCCACCACCGCUCCAGCUCGUGUCCGUGGCCGCCUAAGGUGUGCGACUACACGUGGGCGUACAGCCAGGACGGCCCUAACCCUCACGUCCUGUACGGAGCCCUCGUUGGUGGGCCCUCCCAGAACGGCGACUACAAGGACGACCGCGAGGACUUCACUCACAACGAGGUCGCCUGUGACUACAACGCUGCCUUCUCCGGGGCUCUGGCGGCCAUGGUCGAGCUGAACUGAGAAGUCCUCCCCACAGUCACCCACCUACCCUGGCACCACCGUCACCCACCUACCCUAGCACCACCGUCACCCACCUACCCUAGCUCCACCGUUACCACCCACCUACCCUGGCAUCACCGUCACCCACCUUCCCUGGCACCGUCAUCCACCCACCCUGGCACCACCACUAACCUUCAGCCGGGUACCGAGAGUGACAGACAUGUUACUCUCAAUAACAAACUAUAACACAUGUUCUCUCUCUGAUGAUAUAUAUAUAAACAAACGGGUGACCUUGACAAGACUGAUGCUAAAAUUUACCGAACUGGUGCAAAAGUACUAAAGUUAGCAUAUAUUAUUAAACUGAUGGUUAUAGCAUAAAAAUAAACUGUACUAUGAUGUAAGUUACUCCGUAUAACUUGUAUUUCCAUUAAAUAUUAAGAUAAUGA
Messenger RNA from Homarus americanus (American lobster), 2233 nucleotides. RefSeq names its product endoglucanase E-4-like. Gene Ontology annotation, biological process: carbohydrate metabolic process. Gene Ontology annotation, molecular function: polysaccharide binding; hydrolase activity, hydrolyzing O-glycosyl compounds. The coding region runs from base 48 to 1808 and encodes 586 amino acids. The transcript is spliced from 15 exons. The record is from RefSeq and is a predicted model, not a curated record. Lineage: Eukaryota; Metazoa; Arthropoda; Malacostraca; Decapoda; Nephropidae.